CCUAGCGCGUCGCUGUCAGGGCUCGUGUUGAUCGAUCCCGCCGCGGAGCUGGCGCUAUGUAAGGCUUCUCGAUCGGCGCUGGCGGCAGUAGCAUGCAACUGGAAUGGCAGCGGCGGCGGUAGCGGCAUGCAAUGCAUGCGGCCAGUGGCCCUUCCCGGGAGGAUUGAGCGCGGCGCCGCGGCGGCGCCGCGGCAUUGAUCGGGGAAUCGCGGUAAGAAUGGCCAAGGGCGAGGAGGAGAGCUCCUCGUCGGUGCUGGAAUCCGUGGAGGAGGCGGAGUUCUCGGGGCAGCAUCCGUGGGAUCCUCACAAACCCAGCUUUAGCCGGCUUCUUCCGGAGAGGAUUCGCCCCUAUCCUUCCUUCGAGGGAUGGUACACACGGCUUGUGGAUGAGCCGAGGCAAUUCAGCGCUGGUGUGAUCAUGGCGACGAAUUACGCGACGCAGGAGAGCCAGGUUACUUUGCUCUUCAGUGAUUCAUCGCGUAGCACACACGCUGUGGCCGUGAAAACAAAGGACGCGAAGUUUAGCACGAUAGGAGAUUUGUCUGGAGCUGACAAUGACGACGAGCCCAAGGGAUUUCAGUGGGAGGCUGCAGGCAUUGGAAAAAUCGUGAUGAAGCCGAAUGAGUCCGAGGUGGAGGUCCGGCUAAAUGGUUACGACCUCAGAGUUGAGACGAGUGGCACGGUUCCAUGGGAUUCUGGCAACAGUAAAAAGGGCCCCGAAGGCUGGGCAGGGAAAGUUCCACUGUUCCCGUGCCAUUGGUACGUGCACAGCCUGGGCUCCCGAGCAAAGUACACAUUUUUCAGCAGCGACAAGAACAUGGUGGUUCACGGUGACGGGUUUGCGCACCAGGAGAAGAACUGGGGAGAAACUUUCCCUGCCGGUCAUGUGUGGCUCCAGGGAAUGUCGCGGGAUAAUUCUUCCCAGAUUGUCUGCUCGGGAGCUCGGUUCAAGCUCGGUAAACUCCUGGAGACCCCUUACGUCUUCUCACUCGGAUACCGAUCGGCCAACUGCAAAUUGGAUCUGCGCACCAACAACCUUGGAACCAUUUUCAAGGACGUGCAGCUCUCUCCCCUGGAAGCGAAGUUCGCAUUAACCGGAGUUGGUCCUUCACACACUAUCAAGAUUCUGUGCUAUGCUUCGCCGGUGUCGUUCUCGGAGCAAAUCCUUGCUCCGAUUGGAAAGCUCGAGUGGAAGCCCGCGUGCCGAGAGUCAUUCGUGGCGACGAUCGAGGUGGAAGUGUUCGAGCACGCAGUGUGGGGAGUGGCCAACGAAGAUAAGCUGGUGGACAGCCAGAUGUUUCGAUGCGCAGCUCUCGAGUUUGGCGAAGAUCUGCUCGAAGACGCGCUCCAGCAGCAAGAUCAAUCAAACCCAAACUAGAUUCUUUACUUUAAAAAGGAGAAAAGGUUCGAAAAGAUUCUUAAAGUUGGCAUAAAGGCGAGGAAUUUGCCUUUAUCCCUUGAACUAAAGAAUGAAUAUGCCUUUUAUCUCA
This is a messenger RNA of Selaginella moellendorffii, 1490 nucleotides long. RefSeq lists its product as uncharacterized. The transcript has 4 exons. NCBI's taxonomy places the organism in Eukaryota, Viridiplantae, Streptophyta, Lycopodiopsida, Selaginellales, Selaginellaceae. The record is from RefSeq and is a predicted model, not a curated record. Bases 104 to 1378 code for a protein of 424 amino acids. Gene Ontology annotation, molecular function: tocopherol cyclase activity.